Molecule: messenger RNA, 2561 nt
Organism: Helicoverpa zea (corn earworm)
Lineage: Eukaryota; Metazoa; Arthropoda; Insecta; Lepidoptera; Noctuidae
Exons: 13
Coding region: 1-2394 (797 amino acids)
Biological process (GO): detection of chemical stimulus involved in sensory perception of smell; sensory perception of smell
Cellular component (GO): plasma membrane
Molecular function (GO): odorant binding; olfactory receptor activity
Source: RefSeq, a predicted model, not a curated record
AUGGAGACAACGACUUACACUCGCAGCAAAACCACCGAUUUUUUCUACAAGAUCAACUUCGUGAUCUACUUAUUCGGCUUGCCUAACUUCUGGAUAGAAGAUCUAAAGUUAUCCAAAACAUUUGUCAAAAUCUACGACAAGUUUUCAGCUUUCAGCAAUGGCUUGAUAUACCUAAUGAUACUUUCUGAGAUCGGGUCAUUCUUCACGCAAACCAAUUUAACUGAGAAACAGAUGUCUAAUCUGUUGGUUUUCGCGAUCUCUCAUCCGAUGCUUUGUUCAUUUAGUGUUAUGAUGUCGAGACUCAAGAAGAAAAUAAGGCUGGUGAUGUACAGCCUAGCUGUGAGCCUGAAGAGAGAGUACAAUGACCCCGAAGUGGAGAAGCACAUGAUAGCUCACUCACUCACUUACGUGUCAGGCUUGUCUGUAAGCUAUGUGAUGACGAUGAUCAUGUUUGCGGUAAACGCAUUCUGGGACAUGAUGCAAAACGGCUCAACAUUCACCACUAUAGUGACUGCUUAUCCACUCGUUGACGACCGUUCUGGGCUGGCUGACUUAGCGAGAGCCUUUUUCUUUGUAACCUGGUGGAUCUUCGUCACUAGAUUUUUAGCGGUAUACAUGCUAGUCAUACCUCUGACUACCAGCCUUGGCUAUCAGUUCAAGAACCUGCAAAGCUAUUUCAGCAGCCUCGCUGAUAUAUUUGAUCGCAAAGAGUUGAGCCAAGCAGAGAAAGAAGAAAAAUAUGAGGCAGGUUUUAAAGUUGGAAUUAAAGUUCAUACGGAGACUUUGAGGUGUGUUAAGGAUACGCAAGAUGUGUGUCGAGGAGUGUUCAGCGGGCAGAUCAUCUUCAACAUCGUGUUAUUGAUCAUUUUGAUGGCGCGGAUGGUCACUUCGGAGCGCACGCUGGUGAACAUAUUCGUCACCGUGAUCACUAUAGGCGCCGUGCUCGUCAGCACUGGCCUCUACAUGUGGAACGCUGGUGACGUCACCGUCGAAGCUUCUCGUCUGCCAACUUCGAUAUAUUUCUCAGGCUGGUAUAAUUGCAGAGGGCAGUCUUUGGUGCGUCUGCGCAAUCUUAUUGUUAUAACUAUGGCCAGUGCCCAGCGACCGGUGGUGCUUAAAGGUCUUGGAUACAUAGACCUUUCGUAUCAGUCCUACAUAACGGCGACAACUUACAACAAAUUCGAAAUGGACAACUUUACAGGCUAUUAUAAAUCUUCUAACACAACAGAGUUUCUGAUCAAUCUAAACAAAUUCGGUUUUAUAUUCGGCUUGCCCAACUUCUGGAUAGAAGAGCUAGACUUCUCAGAUACGUUCCGCAAAAUAAUUGGUCGGUUGAACAAAUAUGGUAACUGGCUCGUUUUUGUUCUUAUCUUAGCGGAAUAUGGUGCGUAUUUCACGCAGAAAAAUUUGGACGAGCGUCAGACCUCCGAUUUAAUUCUAUUCAUAAUUUCUCAUACCAUCAUUACUGGGUUUCGUGUAAGGAUUUCUCACCAAGAAGUCCAGAUAAGAAACGUUAUGUAUAAACUGGGGAUUGCUCUGAAAGAAGUAUAUAAUGACAGCGAAGCAGAAGACCAAAUGAUCAAGAGAUCGAAGUUCUUCUCCUAUGCUCUAGUCUUAAACUGCAUCAUGUCAGUCUUAAUGUACACCGUGGCAGCUGUUAUGAGGGUCAUACGAGCAGGGCUGACGUUUACCACAGUAAUUACCGUCUAUCCCACCGUUGAAGAUAGAUCCGUUUGGAGCGACGUCGUCAGAGCAGUGUUCUAUAUAAUCUGGUGCAUCUACUUGACACGCGUCUUCGCAGUAUACACCCUGGUGAUCUGCUUGACCAUUGCCAUGAGCCACCAGUUCAAGAACAUUACGAGCUACUUCUAUAGCCUCAGCAAUAUUUUCGAAGACGGGCAAAUGACGCAAACGGAGAAGGAACAGGAGUACGAGAGAUCCUUCCGAGCUGGCAUCAGAAUACAUUCAGAGACUUUGAAUUGUACCGGAGAUAUACAAAGGAUAUGUCGGGACGUGUUCAGCGGUCAGAUAAUAUUUAACCUAACUUUGCUGAUCGUGUUGAUGAUGCAGAUGGUGAAUUCGCCGCGAAAUUUGACAAACGCGUUAACGCUAGUGAUAGCAGGGUUGACUAUUCUACUCAGCACGGGAUUCUUCAUGUGGAAUGCUGGUGAUAUUACCGUUGAGGCGCAGUUACUGCCCACAGCGAUGUUCAGUUCAGGCUGGGAGAACUGCGGACGCGACAGCUCGGUGCGCGUCCGGAAACUGAUCGUCAUUGCUAUGAUGCAGGCACAGGAGCCAGUGGUUCUCACGGGUCUUGGUAUUAUAGCACUGUCCUACCAAUCUUACGUGUCUAUAGUGAAGUCAUCUUAUUCUGUAUUCUCCGUGCUGUAUUAAAUUAAUAUGAUUUUGAUUUUGUUAACCAUUCGUUUCAUAAUGAUACCUUGAUAAUUCCACUACUCCCACAAUACAGUGAGCUGCCUCCCAGAUAGAACCAGCUUAGUUUGCAUGGUUAACAAUUGCUAAUAAGCACAAAAGAAAAACAAUUGGACCGUAGGAAAAAC